This is a messenger RNA of Kogia breviceps (pygmy sperm whale), 3827 nucleotides long. RefSeq names its product natriuretic peptide receptor 1 (gene NPR1). Gene Ontology annotation, biological process: protein phosphorylation; intracellular signal transduction; receptor guanylyl cyclase signaling pathway. Gene Ontology annotation, cellular component: plasma membrane. NCBI's taxonomy places the organism in Eukaryota, Metazoa, Chordata, Mammalia, Artiodactyla, Physeteridae. The record is from RefSeq and is a predicted model, not a curated record. Gene Ontology annotation, molecular function: protein kinase activity; peptide hormone binding; adenylate cyclase activity.
CUCCCUGGGCCAGGCGCUCACGCACACAUACAAACAUUCACACUCCCCUUUCCCUCCCUGGCGCCCUCUCCCACCUUCUCCACGGAGCGCUCGCUCGCGCUCUCGUUUUCUCUCUCCUAACACACACACACACGCACGCACGCUCUCGCUCACACUCGCGUCCUCUCGGCCCCCGCGCUCUCCUCGCACCCACCUGCUCUGCAGCGCCCUGGGCGCAGCCCUCGGUCGCGCGCCCCUGGCGCUCCUGGCUCACACUGUCACAGCUAGCGGGGGCAGCGUGCUCCGGGGUGAGCGCCCCGCCCCGCUCGCCCUCCCCGCCACAGGGGCGCUCCUGGCGCCCAGGGCGGGCCGCGGAGCCGGAGCGGGCACCAGAGGCCAUGGUGGGAGCGCUUGUCCGCCCCGGCGCCCGCUAAGCCCAUGCCGCGGCCCGGCCGCCCCUCCGGCGCCCGCCUGCGCCUCCUCCUGCUCCUGCCGCCGCUGCUUCUGCUCCCGGGCGGCCGCGCGGGCGACCUGACGGUGGCUGUGCUGCUGCCUCUGGCCAACACCUCGUACCCGUGGUCGUGGGCGCGCGUGGGACCGGCGGUGGAGCUGGCCCUGGCCCGGGUGAAGGCGCGGCCGGACUUGCUGCCGGGCUGGACAGUCCGCACGGUGCUGGGCAGCAGCGAGAGCGCUCUGGGCGUCUGCUCCGACACCGCCGCACCCCUGGCCGCCGUGGACCUCAAGUGGGAGCACAACCCCGCGGUGUUCCUGGGCCCCGGCUGCGUGUACGCCGCCGCCCCCGUGGGCCGCUUCACUGCGCACUGGCGGGUGCCGCUGCUGACCGCCGGCGCCCCGGCGGUGGGGUUCGGGGCCAAGGACGAGUACGCGCUGACCACCCGCGCCGGGCCCAGCCAUGCCAAGCUGGGCGACUUCGUGGCGGCUCUGCACCGACGGCUGGGCUGGGAGCGCCAGGCGCUAGUGCUGUACGCCUACCAGCCCCGCGACGACCAGCCCUGCUUCUUCGUGGUGGAGGGGCUGUACAUGCAGGUCCGCGACCGCCUCAACAUCACGGUGGACCACCUGGAGUUCGCCGAGGGCGACCGCGACCACUACACCAUGCUGCUGCGCACCGUGCGACGCAAAGGCCGAGUUGUCUACAUCUGCAGCUCCCCAGAUACCUUCAGAACCCUGAUGCUUCUGGCCCUGGAAGCUGGCCUGAGUGGGGAGGACUAUGUUUUCUUCCACCUGGACCUCUUUGGGCAAAGCCUGCAAGGAGCACACGGCCUUGCUCCCCACAGGCCCUGGGAGAGAGGGGACGGGCAGGAUGUCAGUGCCCACCAGGCGUUUCAGGCUGCCAAAAUCAUUACAUAUAAAGAGCCGGAUAAUCCUGAGUACUUGGAAUUCCUACAGAAGCUAAAACACUUGGCCCUUGAGCAGUUCAACUUCACCGUGGAGGAUGGCCUGGUGAACACCAUCCCAGCGUCCUUCCACGACGGGCUCCUGCUCUAUGUCCAGGCAGUGUCGGAGACUCUAGCACAUGGGGGAACUGUCACUGAUGGGGAGGGCAUCACUCAGCGGAUGUGGAACCGAAGCUUCCAAGGUGUGACAGGAUACCUGAAAAUGGACAGCAAUGGGGACCGGGAGACCGACUUCUCCCUCUGGGAUAUGGAUCCUGACACUGGCGCCUUCAGGGUUGUUCUGAACUUCAAUGGAACCUCCCAAGAGCUGGUGACCGUGUCAGGGUGCAAACUGAACUGGCCUCUGGGGUAUCCACCUCCUGAUGUCCCCAAAUGCGGUUUUGACAAUGAGGACCCAGCCUGCAACCAAGACCACUUGUCCACUCUGGAGGUGCUGGCUUUGGUGGGCAGCCUCUCACUGCUCAGCAUUCUGAUCGUCUCCUUCUUCAUAUACAGAAAGAUGCAGCUGGAGAAGGAACUGGCCUCAGAGCUGUGGCGGGUGCGUUGGGAGGACCUGCAGCCCAGUAGCCUAGAGAGGCACCUCCGGAGUGCAGGCAGCCGGCUGACCCUGAGCGGGAGAGGCUCCAAUUACGGCUCCCUGCUGACCACAGAGGGCCAGUUCCAAAUCUUUGCCAAGACAGCGUAUUAUAAGGGUAACCUCGUGGCUGUGAAACGUGUGAACCGUAAACGCAUUGAGCUGACGCGGGAAGUCCUGUUUGAGCUGAAGCAUAUGCGGGAUGUGCAGAACGAACACCUGACCAGGUUUGUGGGGGCCUGCACUGACCCCCCCAACAUCUGCAUCCUCACAGAGUACUGUCCCCGUGGGAGCUUGCAGGACAUCCUGGAGAAUGAGAGCAUCACCCUGGACUGGAUGUUCCGGUACUCGCUCACCCAUGACAUCGUCAAGGGUAUGCUGUUCCUGCACAAUGGGGCCAUUUGCUCCCAUGGGAACCUCAAGUCAUCCAACUGCGUGGUGGACGGGCGCUUCGUGCUCAAGAUCACUGACUACGGGCUGGAGAGCUUCAGGGACCCGGAGCCUGAGCAAGGACACACCCUCUAUGCCAAAAAGUUGUGGACAGCCCCUGAGCUCCUGCGAAUGGCCUCACCCCCUGCCCGGGGCUCCCAGGCUGGUGACGUGUACAGCUUUGGGAUCAUCCUUCAGGAGAUUGCCCUGAGGAGUGGUGUCUUCCAUGUGGAAGGUUUGGACCUCAGUCCCAAAGAGAUCAUCGAGCGUGUGACUCGGGGCGAACAGCCCCCCUUCCGGCCCUCCCUGGCCCUGCAGAGUCACCUGGAGGAACUGGGGCAGCUGAUGCAGCGCUGCUGGGCCGAGGACCCACAGGACCGGCCACCCUUCCAACAGAUCCGCUUGAUGCUGCGCAAAUUUAACAGAGAGAACAGCAGCAACAUCCUGGAUAACCUGCUGUCGCGCAUGGAACAGUACGCCAACAACCUGGAAGAGCUGGUGGAGGAGCGGACCCAGGCCUACCUGGAGGAGAAGCGCAAGGCGGAGGCCCUGCUCUACCAGAUUCUGCCUCACUCAGUGGCUGAGCAGCUGAAGCGCGGGGAGACGGUCCAGGCCGAAGCCUUUGACAGCGUCACCAUCUACUUCAGUGACAUUGUGGGUUUCACAGCCCUGUCGGCAGAGAGCACGCCCAUGCAGGUGGUGACCCUGCUCAACGACCUGUACACCUGCUUUGAUGCUGUCAUAGACAACUUUGAUGUCUACAAGGUGGAGACCAUUGGUGACGCCUACAUGGUGGUGUCCGGGCUCCCAGUGCGGAACGGGAGGCUGCACGCCCGCGAGGUGGCCCGCAUGGCCCUGGCGCUGCUGGAUGCGGUGCGCUCCUUCCGCAUCCGCCACCGGCCCCAGGAGCAGCUGCGCUUGCGCAUCGGCAUCCACACAGGACCCGUGUGUGCAGGUGUGGUAGGGCUGAAGAUGCCCCGUUACUGUCUCUUUGGGGACACAGUCAACACGGCCUCAAGAAUGGAGUCUAACGGGGAAGCCCUGAAGAUCCACUUGUCUUCUGAGACCAAGGCUGUCCUGGAGGAGUUUGGUGGUUUCGAGCUGGAGCUUCGAGGGGAUGUAGAAAUGAAGGGCAAAGGCAAAGUUCGGACCUACUGGCUACUGGGGGAGCGGGCAAGUAGCACUCGAGGCUGACCUGGCUCCCCUCCUGGCCUUUCACACCUCCCUUCCCUGUGCCAGAGGUAACAGAGAGGUGCCGGGUCUCAGCCUCGCCUGCAGUAUCCCCACCAUUGCCAAAGAAGUAGUUUGAACAGCUCAGAUAUACAGACCCCAGUGGAGACACCAGACAUUACCUCUGAAAGUGGAUUGGUACUGGGGGAGAACUUGGAGCUCACAGGACUGGACCAAAACUCACAGCCACGCCCAGG